Podarcis raffonei (Aeolian wall lizard) is the source of this 28165-nucleotide messenger RNA. RefSeq names its product dystonin (gene DST). Gene Ontology annotation, biological process: hemidesmosome assembly; wound healing; intermediate filament bundle assembly. NCBI's taxonomy places the organism in Eukaryota, Metazoa, Chordata, Lepidosauria, Squamata, Lacertidae. Bases 716 to 27370 code for a protein of 8884 amino acids. Gene Ontology annotation, cellular component: cytoskeleton; focal adhesion; hemidesmosome. The transcript is spliced from 107 exons. The record is from RefSeq and is a predicted model, not a curated record. Gene Ontology annotation, molecular function: structural molecule activity; calcium ion binding; microtubule binding.
GCAGGAGCGGCGGUGGCGGCAGAAAACUUUAGGAAUCGCCCCUUUCUUUCUCUCCUCCCUCCCCUUCUGCAAAUCGGUUUCCUGAUGGGCAGCGGCGGCAGCAGCCAUCUAUCCUCCGCCUCAGCAGCGUUUUUGCUACAGGGCAUGGCUGAGAUGCAAGAGCUGGAGGCGCACAGCAGCAAUACCGGGCUGCAAAAUCAGCUCCGGAGGGGUGCCCUCUCCCUGUCUCCAGGCAGGACUGCAGCUUAGGUGUUGCUGCUGCUGCUGAUCCAUCUGCACUUGCUCUGUCCCUCUCUCCCUCUCUCUCUCCCCCUCUCCCUCACGCGUGGAAGGAAAAAAAAAGCAAAGCCAGAGGAAAAAAAUCCCCUGCUGUGUGAGCUGCUGCUGCUGUUGCUGCCGCCUUCUUGUCUGCUGAGUCAUGGAUUGAGGGUCCCUCUCUCCUCGCGGAAAUCACUGACACGUCUCAGAACUGGGUCUGCUGCAGCCAUUGAGGAGCCCUGAUUCCGGGGCCACAAGGACCAAGCCAGGCUGAUGCUCCUCCUCCUCCUGCUCCAGCCGUCUACAUAGGCAAGCUUGCCCUUUGCAGCGUUUUCUCGCCAAGGCUCCUGUCCUUCCUCCAGGCUCAUUCGUCCUCAGCAGCUUUUCCUUAACAACACUCCCCCCACCUCAAAUUCUCCCUGGAAAAGAAAGCAACCCCUCAACAUACUCUUGAACCAUGAUCGCCGCCGCUUUUUUAGUUCUGCUGAGACCUUACAGCAUCCAAUGUGCCCUCUUCUUGCUCCUUCUGCUGCUGGGCACCGUCGCCACGAUUUUAUUCUUCUGCUGCUGGCACCGCAAGCUCCAGAAAGGGAGGCAUCCGAUCAAAUCGGUCUUUUCCGGGCGCUCAAGGAGCCGAGAUGCUGCAAUGAGAAGCCACCACUUUCGCUCCGAGGUAAUUUACUUAGCACGCAAUCUAAAGGGUUUUAGACCAAGUCCCCGCCACAUUAGAAGACGUGUCGUGCCUCGCCUUGAAGAAACGCAGCCCCUGGUAGAAGUGCAUCAGCUGAGUGAGCAGGAAACAUCGGUUAAGAAAAGGAAGAUCAAGAAAAGCAGCAGAGUCCAGCCAGAAUUCUACCAUUCUGUUCAGGUCACACCAACUCGAAAGCCAAGCUCAGGAAACGCUUCCUACAGAUGCUCCAUGUCAUCCUCUGCGGAUUUUUCAGACGAUGAUGAUUUCAGCCAGAAAUCUGGUUCCCUGUCCCCGGCUCCGGGUGACACCCUGCCUUGGAACCUACCUAAACAUGAGAGAUCCAAGAGGAAAAUUCAAGGAGGCUCUGUGUUGGAUCCAGCUGAGAGAGCUGUGCUCAGAAUCGCUGAUGAGCGGGACAAAGUACAAAAGAAAACAUUCACAAAAUGGAUAAACCAGCACCUUAUGAAGGUCCGCAAGCAUGUGAAUGACCUCUAUGAAGACCUGAGAGAUGGACAUAACUUGAUUUCUCUUUUAGAAGUUCUUUCAGGAGACACCCUGCCAAGGGAGCGAGAUUUUUUGAAGACCUUACGGUUGGUGAGUUCAACAGAAGCAUGCACGUAUGAACAGCAUGAGGAUGAGGAGGAUGAGGAUAAGGGGCCCAGAGAGAAAGGUCGGAUGCGUUUUCACAGACUGCAGAAUGUACAAAUUGCACUUGAUUAUUUGAAAAGACGGCAGGUGAAACUGGUGAACAUUAGGAACGAUGACAUUACGGAUGGGAAUCCCAAAUUGACUUUGGGAUUGAUAUGGACCAUAAUUUUGCACUUUCAGAUUUCUGACAUCCAUGUUACUGGAGAGUCAGAGGACAUGUCUGCUAAAGAGAGAUUGCUCCUGUGGACACAGCAGACAACUGAGGGUUAUGCUGGUAUUCGUUGUGAAAAUUUCACUACCUGCUGGCGAGAUGGGAAAUUAUUUAAUGCCAUCAUUCAUAAAUACAGGCCGGACCUGAUAGACAUGAAUACCGUUGCUGUUCAAAGCAACCUUGCAAAUUUAGAGCAUGCUUUUUUUGUAGCAGAAAAACUUGGUGUUGCCAGACUUCUGGACCCCGAAGAUGUUGAUGUCUCCUCGCCUGAUGAGAAGUCAGUAAUCACUUAUGUGUCAUCACUUUAUGAUGCAUUUCCCAAAGUACCAGAAGGUGGUGAAGGCAUCAGUGCACAUGAUGUUGAAGUCAAGUGGGUUGAAUACCAGAAUAUGGUGAACUACCUCAUCCAGUGGAUCAGGCACCAUGCCACGAUGAUGACUGACAGAGCGUUUCCAAACAAUCCUGUGGAACUCAAGGCACUUUAUAACCAAUAUUUACAAUUUAAAGAAACAGAAAUUCCACCAAAGGAGAUAGAGAAAUCAAAAAUCAAACACCUAUAUAAAUUACUGGAGGUUUGGAUAGAAUUUGGGCGUAUCAAGCUUCCUCAAGGUUACCACCCCAAUGACAUAGAGAAAGAGUGGGGGAAGCUAAUUAUUGCUAUGUUGGAAAGAGAAAAAACACUUCGACCAGAAGUUGAAAGGUUAGAAAUGCUGCAGCAGAUUGCAAACAGAAUUCAGCGAGACAGCCUGGGCUGCGAAGACAAACUAAUGCUUGCUCGAAAUGCUGUGCAAUCAGAUGCAAAGCGAUUAGAAUCAGGUCUGCAGUUCCAGAAUGAAGCUGAGAUCGCAGGUUAUCUACUUGAAUGUGAGAAUCUGCUGCGUCAACAAGUCUUGGAUGCCCAGAUUCUUAUUGAUGGAAAAUAUUAUCAGGCAGAUCAGCUGGUCCAGAGGGUUGCAAAACUGCGAGAUGACCUUAUGGCCUUAAGAGCAGAGUGCUCCUCAAUAUACAGCAAGGGGAGGACACUGACUACAGAACAGACCAAGAUGAUGAUAUCAGGAAUAACACAAAGCUUAAACUCAGGAUUUGCACCAAACUUCAGCCCCAGCUUAAACUCUGGACUGAGCCAGGGCUUAUCACCCUCCUUGACAUCAUCGAGUAUAACAUCAGGUUUAUCAUCGGGUCUUUCUUCAAGAAUGACUCCAGCCAUCACCCCAGCAUACACCCCAGGUUUCCCACCACGGUUAAUUCAAAGCUACAUAACAGGAGUUGACACUGGUGCACUGCAAACACUCAAAUUGAUGCAGAUCCGAAAACCUCUGAUGAAAUCGGCAUUUAUCGAUCAGAAUUUAACAGAGGAGGAAGUCAACAUGAAGUUUGUUCAGGAUCUUCUCAGAUGGGUAGAUGAAAUGCAGGUGCAACUUGAUCGAGCUGAAUGGGGUUCGGAUUUGCCAAGUGUUGAAAGCCAUUUAGAAAAUCACAAGAAUGUCCACAAAGCUAUUGAAGAAUUUGAGUCAAGCCUUAAAGAAGCAAAAAUCAGUGAGAUCCAGAUGACUGCUCCCCUUAAACUCAGCUAUGCAGACAAAUUGCACAAACUGGAGAGCCAAUAUGCAAAACUCUUGAACACCUCAAGAAAUCAGGAAAGACACCUUGAUACCCUUCACAAUUUUGUAUCUCGCGCUACCAGAGAACUCAUAUGGUUGAAUGAGAAAGAAGAGGAGGAGGUUGCAUAUGACUGGAGUGAGAGAAAUACAAAUAUAGCACGGAAAAAGGACUACCAUGCAGAACUGAUGAGAGAACUUGAUCAGAAGGAAGAAAUUAUCAAAUCUGUUCAGGAAAUAGCAGAACAAUUGUUAUUUGAAAACCACCCUGCAAGGCUAACUAUUGAGGCCUACCGAGCUGCAAUGCAAACACAGUGGAGCUGGAUUUUGCAGCUUUGCCAAUGUGUUGAACAGCAUCUGAGAGAAAACACUGCAUAUUUUGAGUUUUUCAAUGACGCCAAAGAGGCCAUAGAUUACUUGAAGAAUUUAAGAGAUGCUGUUCAUCGAAAAUACAGCUGUGAUAGGUCCAGCAGUAUUCAUAAACUGGAAGAUCUGAUCCAAGAGUCGAUGGAAGAGAAAGAACAGCUCCUGCAGUACAAGAACACAGUGGCUGGCCUUGUGGGGAGAGCAAAGACAAUAGUUCAGCUGAAGCCGAGGAAUCCAGAUAAUCCACUGAAAACAUCCAUCCCAAUCAAAGCCAUCUGUGACUAUAGACAAAUUGAGAUAACCAUUUACAGAGAUGAUGAAUGUGUACUGGCAAGCAACUCCCAUCGGGCAAAAUGGAAAGUGAUUAGUCCAAGCGGUAAUGAGGCCAUGGUUCCCUCCGUCUGUUUUACUGUUCCUCCACCCAACAAAGAAGCAAUAGACACUGCAAACAGAAUUGAACAGCAAUAUCAGAAUGUCCUGGCCCUGUGGCAUGAAUCACAUGUAAACAUGAAGAGCGUGGUCUCCUGGCACUAUUUGACAAAUGAAAUUGAAACUGUUCGAGCCAGUAAUGUUGCUUCGAUAAAGACACUCUUGCCAGGUGAACACCAGCAGGUUUUAAGCAACUUGCAGUCCCGCUUUGAUGACUUCCUUGAAGACAGCCAGGAGUCCAAAGCCUUUUCAGUUGCUGACAUUGCUCAGCUGGAAAGGGAGGUGAAUGUGUGCAAGCAGUACUACCAAGAGCUCCUUAAGUCUGCAGAGAGAGAGGAGCAUGAAGAAUCCAUUUACAACCUAUACAUCUCAGAAGUUCGAAACAUGAGACUUCGUUUGGAGAAUUGUGAAGAUCGUUUGAUUAGGCAGAUUCGAACCCCACUGGAGAGAGAUGACUUACAUGAAAGUGUAUUUCGGAUCUCUGAACAAGAGAAACUGAAGAAGGAUCUGGAUCGACUCAAGGAGGACUUGGAAACAAUCACAGACAAAUGCGAUGAUUUUUUCAGUCAAGCUGCUGGUUCGCCCUCAGUUCCUACUCUGCGGUCGGAGCUUAACCUUGUAAUUCAAAAUAUGAAUCAGGUUUACUCCAUGUCUUCCAUUUACAUAGAAAAGUUAAAAACUAUAAAUUUGGUGCUGAAAAACACUCAAGGAGCUGAAGCACUGGUAAAACUCUAUGAGACUAAACUAUGUGAGGAAGAACCAUUAACUGCCGACAAGAGCAAUAUUGAGAACCUUAUGGCUACAUUGAAGCAAUGGAGAUCAGAGGUUGAUGUAAAAAGAGAAGUAUUCCAUGCUCUAGAAGACGAACUCCAGAAAGCUAAAGCAAUUAGUGAUCAGAUGUUUAAAACACACAAGGAACGUGAUCUCGACUUUGACUGGCACAAAGAGAAAGCAGAUCAGCUGACUGAGAGAUGGCAGAAUGUUCAUUCUCAGAUUGAGAACAGGUUGCGUGACUUAGAAGCUAUCAAUAAAUCCCUAAAGUACUACAGGGAUACAUAUGGUGCACUGGAUAACUGGAUCAAGCAAGUCGAAGAAACUCAGCAGAGAUUCCAGGAAAACCCACCUCAGAACAGUAAAGCUCUGGCCAAACAGCUAAACCAGCAAAAGAUGCUAGUGUCGGAAAUAGAGACGAAACAAAACAAGCUAGAUGAAUGCCAGAAGCACUCAGAGCAGUAUUCAGCUGCAGUAAAGGACUACGAGUUGCAAACGAUGACAUACAGAGCCAUGGUUGACUCCCAGCAAAAAUCUCCAGUGAAACGCCGAAGAAUGCAGAGCUCCUCUGAUUUCAUUAUCCAAGAGUUUAUGGACUUACGAACACGCUACACAGCUUUGGUGACCUUGAUGACUCAGUAUAUAAAGUUUGCUGGUGACUCUCUCAAAAGGCUGGAGGAGGAAGAGAUCCUGAAGAAUAAGGAGGCACUAGUACGUGGUGAAUAUUCUGAUCUGGAGCAGCAGCAAAAAGAAGUAAUGAGUGAGAACAGAAAACUUAUGGAGAGGAUAAACGAGCUUGAGGAGAUGUUGGAUGAGUUGAGGAAACAGAAGUUCCAGUUGGAAGUAGAACUUCCCAAAGCAAAGGCCGAUGCAGAGAAAGAAAUGAAGAAGCAGCAGGCAAAAAUGGAGGAGAUUUCUCUCCAGAAAGCCAAGGCUGAGCAAGAAGCAAAGCGCUUUCGCAUGGAACUAGAGGAUGCUCUUAAAGAGAAAGAAGACGCAGAGCAGGAAUUGGAGCGUGUGAAGCAGCUCGCUUUGAAGACUGAGGCUCAGAGAAGUAUGGUUGAAGAAAAGUUCAGAGCUUUCAGAAUGCAGCUAGAGGAAACUGCUGUGGCUAGAGAUGCUCUUGAAGAUAAGUUAAGAAGGAAGGACACCAAUCUUCAAGAUUUAGAGCAGCAAAAGAAAGCACUGAUGGAGGAACUGAGGAAGAAGACUGCUGAAGAAGAGAAACUUGUGAAACUCAUUAAGGAAAUGGAACAAGACAUGGAGUUUCAAGGUAGUCUGGUGAAAAGCAAGUGCAGAGAAAAGGAAAUAACUGAAGUCAGAAGGCAAAUUACUAUAAUAGGACAAGAAACUCUGUUGCCAACAGGUUCAGACAUUUUCAGAGAAAAGCAAGAACUGAAAAACAUUGAGGAAUUCCAGCAACUGGUGGAUGAGUUAACAUUUGCCAACAAAAAGUCCGAGAAAACCAUCAAAGACCUAAAAUACGAACUGUGUGAACUUGAACUGCAGAAUGCAUCUGCUGAAGAAAAGGCUCGCUUACUAAAAGAAAAACUGGAUGAUGCCAAUAAUUCUCUCAGGCGCCUUAAAGUAGAGCUGGAUCAGAAAGAGCUGGUAGAGCAAGGAUACUUGGAGCAGCUGAAGGAGCUUGACAGGCAGCUGCAGAAAACCACAGGCAAAGCUGAAGAGGUAAUGCAAGAAGCCAUGGAUCUGAAGAAAAUAAAUAUGAAGUAUCAAGAAGAGCUGAGGUCACUUCAGAAGGAAAAGGCACUGUUAAAGAUGGAGCUGGAGGAGUUGGCUAGGACACACACACACACUGGGAUUACUAUUCAGCAAUUGCAUUCCCAAAUCACUUCUCUUCAGCAAGAAAAAAUGGCAGCUGAACAGAGAACUGUUUCAUGCAGAGGGGAAACAACCAGCCUACAAGAACAGUUAAAAAAAAUGCAGGAACAAUUCCUUCAAAAGACAAGAGAAGAAAAAGAAAACCAGCUGAAGAUUCAAAGACUGAAAGAUGAUUUAGCAGAUAGCAAUCACUUAGUGGAAAAGUUAAAACAGAAGGUUGAGGAGCUUUCUAGAUGGAACAGCGAGACCAAAAUAAUGAUGACUGAAGUCCGGACCGAUUCAGAGAAGAUAAUUCUUGAAAGACAAAUUAUUGACAGAAAAAAUGAUGAAUUAAAAGCCCUGGCUGAAGGUUUCAAAGAGCAACUACGUAUCACAAACGAACAACUGCACAAACAGAUAAUACUUGAGCAGGAGCACUUGGAUCACAUCAAGAGAUUAGAAGAUGAGCUAAUAAAAGCAAAAGAAUUAGCCGGUGAAUUUAAGCAGAAAUGUGACAGGGACAAUGCUUAUAACAUGAAUGCAGAGAUGGAAAUAAGAAACCUACGUACUCAGAUGAGCACAUUCACUAUGGAAAUGAAGAUGAACGAGCAGAAGGUCCAGCAGCAGCAGUCCCAUAUUCAUGAGCUCAAUAGCAAGAUGAAGAAGCUGCAAGAUGACUUGCAUCAGAAGACCUUGGAGGAACAAAUGGCGCGCCAAAAUGUGGCUUUACUUCAGGAAGAAUCAAUUGCGUUCAAGCAUUCUGCAGAAGAGUUUAGGAAGAAAUUUGAAAAACUCUUGGAAACGCACAACAUAGCGGAAAAUGACAUAUCUGGUAUCAGGAUGGAAUGUAUCACCCUGCAGCAAGAAAACCACAUGGCUCAAGACAACAUUAGAAUGUAUAAACUUCAAAUUGAAGACCUGCAAGACAGACUUCAGAAAUCCCGUGAGCAGCUUCAGCAAGGCAAGCAUGCAGAAAUGGAGUAUGUGCAGAAAUACCGCAAAAUGGAAGAAGAGUUGCAAAUGCAUAGGCGGACAGUAGAGAACUUGAAGCACCAAAUAGACCUGCAGAAAAGAGAUCACGGCAAUCAGCUGCGUUGGUUUCAGAAUGAGAUCAACAAAAGGAACAUCCAGUUAGACUUUGGGUGGAAGGGAAAUGGGUUUAGUUACUUGGGAGACACCUCCCCAAGAGAUUUUGAACAUAUUAACCUCUGUACGACCACAUCUCCUUUAUUAAGAAGGAGACACCUAAGUGGCUCAAGUUGCAAAUCUGAACCGCUGGUUGCACAGAAGUUGCAAACAGUUGCCACUGAUUCAUUGCAACGAGAGAAGCCAUUCCAGUUGUCCGGAGUAACCCACCAACUGGAAAAUGGAAUAAGUCAACAGUCCUAUGCCGAAUAUGUUUCCCAGACAAGCACAGAGUUUGAGAUAAUGGUUGAUAAGAGCAACCCUAUCACAAGAAUUUCAGAAAUAGAUAAAUUGAGAGACGGCAAACUCCUCAGUUCCAGGCUUGAAGAGAGUUAUGAAGUGGGCUUAGGGAAGCGCCUGCAUCCAUUGGAGAAUCUCCAAAAUGAAGAUUUAUCAAAGAUCAGUGCCAUCUUAGAGGAAAAGCAAGCCAAGGAGGUUGCUCUGAUCCCCUCUGAAUAUGAUAAUAUCAAAUUUCAAGGUCUCCGGCAUGAUGUAACUGCUAAGCAGUUGAUUGAAGUUAAACUUCUAGACCUGAGCACAGCUGAACAGCUUCAUUCAGGAAAGAAGGCCAUUGCUGAGAAGUCAGUGGAAGAGGAGAAGAAAGAACACGUCGAAAAAGCUGGGGACUUACUGAAAUGGGUUUCAAACAUCACCAAGAGCCUCGGCAAAGGCGGAGGAGAAAAGUCUGAAAAAGCAGAUUCUCCUAAGAAACAGAUAUCUUCUGACGAACUGUUAACCAAGAAAGAACAGAUAUCAGAAGCUUUGCAAACAACACAGACGUUUUUAGCAAAACAUGGUGAUAAAAUGACAGAUGAAGAGAAAAAUGAAAUGGAAAACCACGUGAGGUCCCUGCAAGAAGGUUAUAAACUGUUGUCCAAUGAAGAUUUGAAGCAGUUGCAGCAGGAACAAGAUGCAGAUAAUGAAAACGUGGAUGAAAAGGAGGAUAAAGUCAUAGCUGGCAUUAUUGAUCAAACAACUGGAGAGAUGUUUUCAGUCUUGCAGUCAAUUUAUAAAGGCCUCAUUGACUAUGACACUGGAAUUCAGUUACUUCAGAGCCAGCUAAUUUUAUCAGAUAUAAUUUCACCAGCCCUGAGAAGAAGUUUUGACCUUGAAGAAGCCAAAGCCCAUGAACUUGUCGAUGACCAAGCUGUAUUGCAACUACAAGGUUUACAGAAUGCUAAAAUGGUCAUUUCAGAACUGCAAUCAGCAGCACUCCCAGUUGUAGCUGCUUUGGAACAGGGUUUAAUUUCAGAACCUCUUGCUAUUAAAAUUCUUGAGAUUCAGCUUUCCAGAGGACACCUAAUGAUACCAGCCACGGGAGAACAGCUGACUUUGCACAGAGCUUUUCAGAAGAAUCUGAUCUCUGCAGCAUUAUACACUAAACUCCUGGAAAGACGUGACAUGAGCAAAGACCUUAUUGACCCCAACACUGCAGAGAAGAUAACCCUUGAGGAAUUGCUUGAAAGAACUGUAGUACAUAGAGAAACAGGCUUGAGGCUCUUGCCUGUGACCCCUCAAGAAAGAGGCAAAAUAACACUAAAAUGUGGAAGGAAGAUAACUAUAUUGAGAGCAGCUCAUGAAGGACUCAUAGAGAGGGAGACCAUGUUCAGGCUCUUAGGUGCCCAGCUGCUUUCUGGCGGCAUAAUUCAUCCUGAUACAGGACACAGAAUGACUCUUGAAGAAGCAAUGAGAGAAGGGGUUAUUGACCAGGAUGCUGCUUGUGCUAUUUUGACUCAUCAGCUUCAGACAGGUGGAAUCUUGUGUCCAAAUUCAUCAAAACGUUUGUCUGUAGAUGAAGCUGUGCAGUGCAACCUGAUCUCUUCUAGUAGUGCCUUGCUGGUACUACAGGCACAACGAGGCUUCAUUGGACUCAUCUGGCCACAUAGCGGGGAAAUAUUUCCUGUAUCUACAUCUUUGCAUCAAGGCAUGUUCACUAAUGAGCAGGCCUGCAAAAUUCUAAAGGGGCGGCAAAAAAUAGCAGCACUCUAUAUUCCAGAAACUUGCGAAGUGAUCAGCCUGGAUGAUGCAGCCCAGCAGGGAGUCAUAGAAAGCAACACUUCAUCAAUUUUGAAUAGUGUUACCCUACCUGAUGAAAUGCCUAAUGUGGAAGAUAUACCAUUGCCUUUGAAAAAAGCUGCAAGAUGGCUCUCGUCUUGUGAACUCCAGGCAUCCAACCAACAUGCUGAUGGAAAGGAUGUAAACACUUCUGACACCAGUCAGCCCAUACCUUGCCAUUCGGAACAAACUCAAAAGCUAUUCAUGUCUUACCUAAUGAUAAAUAGUUGUAUGGAUGCGAACACCGGUCAGAGGCUUUUGUUGCAUUGUGGUGACUUAAAUGAAACAGUCAGCCUGUUAAUGGGUGGCAGUCGUUCUGAAAAUAAUACAAAUGAGACUGAGGGGCAAUUGUGUUUAAACACAAAAGCACAACAUAUUGAGCAACAGCCCAAAGGGGCAAUGUUUAGUGAUAUCACUAGCAAUGUUUCAGAACAAGAUACAAGUAUUCAAAAUAUAUCCAGCAGCAAUAAGAGGGAGGCAUUUUGUAAAGAUCACCAGAAUGACAUAGUCUCAGGGAGAAAUGGUUUUCAUAUUGUGGCUCGUGCUUCAGAGCAGUCAGAAUGUGUCACAAAUAGAUCUGGAAAGGAAAUCAAUCCACGUCAAAAUCUUGAAAAAGAAAAUGCACUUGGAAGUUUACUGAAACUUCCAGAACAAAUGCCAGUGGAAGUGUAUGAAAAUUUAACUGACCAAGCAAACGCUGAAAAUGCUGAAAUGAAAACAUCUGUUUCAAACUGUUCACAAGGACACCUUCCUCCAAUAGUAAAUGAAGAUAAUAUUUGCAUAGUAGAGGGGGAGAACAUUAAGGGGAGUGAAAACGACUCACCAGGCAUCUUCAAUAGUGUUUUGGAUGCAAAUUAUUCUUCAGCUAUUAAGAAAGAUGAGAAAGCUCAAGCAAGCACUAACGUUUCACAACUCAUGGACAACAGCCUGCAAAAAUGCAUGCCUCAGGUUUUGCAGAUUGAAGAAGGCAUUAUGCUAAUGAAGAACACUGAGGUGAAAGCUGAGGUAAAAGAUGACUUUCAGGAUAAUUUAUACACUGGUAUAGAACCUGACCAAAAAUGUUUAAAUGAACGCACUAAGAAAGAAUUAGAGACUUGUAAUGAGAGUGGAGUAUUGCAAGCGGAAACGAAUGUCACCCCAGUAUUGCAUAACAAUGAUGAUAGGAAUGGCAAGUUGCCAUUAGAAGACCACUUCAUAAUGCAUGGUGCAUGUCUUCAUAUGAAUGAUAGGCCACCACGAGAAGACGUUACAAAUAGCUAUGGCAAUUCACAAUUGGAAGACCAUGCUAAUAAAUUUGCUGGCUGUCUAUUGGAAAACUACACCAGCAUGCAAGAUGCAUUACCAUUGGAAACUAGAGUGCAUACACAUGACAGUCAGUUACUGGAAGAUUGCACCAAUAACUAUAGCAUGUCAGUCCUAGAAAAUACUUCUAAUGGUGAUUCACUCCUGGAAGACAGCGUAAAUUUGAUCCAUGGAUUAUUACAGGAAGAACAGACUGAAAGUGGGCAACCUGUAGAAAAUCAGAUGACUAUCAGUGAUGGAGAACAACCCAUAGAUAAGGCUACUAUAUGUAGUGUUUCUUUGCUUGAUGACCAUUCCAAUUCUGAUGGCAUUGCACUGUUGGAAUAUCAUGCUGAAGAUAAAUAUAUUGGACCAAUUCAGAGAAACGGUGCUAUUACUCAUGCUGGAUGUCCACUCAAGGAUUCCAUUGAUACAAAUGCUGGGCUCCCCGUAGAAAUCACUACUGACACUCUUGAUGGAUCAUCCAUUAAAAUCAAUACUGAUAGUGAGUCCACAUCACCUCUGGAAGUCAGUGCUAGUAUGAAGCAUGAUGAGCCACCUGCGAAUGACAGCAAGUCAACAUUUGAAUGUGGCUCGCUAGUUCUGGAAGGCAAUAGCAGCAAGCAAUCUGAGCUGUUGCCUAAAAGAGAACAUAGUACUCAGUCAGAAGAUCCUUGUGAUCCAACUCAACAUAAAGAUCGCAGUGAAGCCUAUGAUGCUCCGCAAAUUGAUCAUAACAAUGGUACAGUUUGUAGCUCAGACAGAAUAAACAAAGGUGACUCCUCUGUUGUUAAAGAAGAUGCUACUCCAGAGCUUGUCCACAGUGCAGUAGCCAUCAAUGGAGUAGCAGAUAAGCUGCAAGAAAAAGCAAAAUCUUCCACGGGCAACUUAAGUAAGGAAGAAGAAUGCAUUAUGUGCUUUAGUGAAACAAGUGACUCUGAUACACUUGAAAUUAUAAAUAUGGCAGCAUUCAAUGCAAGGCUAUUAGGCACAAUUAUAGAAGACAAGGCAGAAAGCAGUAGAGAUAUAGAAAAUAAUGGUCAGAAAAAAGAAAGGGAAGAAAGUAAAGAGAUUGACAGCUCCCUGGAAAAGUUGGAUGAAGCUAAAAUGCAAAGAGGUGAGCACAAGGGCAUUAAAACGAAAGAAGAUGACUCUGAGAGUGAACAUGAAAGCAUAUGUAUGGAUAAUGACAGUGAUGAUGAUGGCAGUGGCAAUAGUGAUGAUAAUGGCAGUAGCGAUAAUGGUGACAGUGACAGUGGGGAUGAUUUUGAAGGUUAUGAUUAUGUGGAUUUUGAUUAUGAUACUUAUGAAGAGACAGAUUAUGAAGAUGAAGAGGUAUUGGAAAUGCAUUACUCUCAGUGCCAUGAUAAAAACAUUGGGGUCCAGGUGUCUGCACUUUCAGAGGCAACAGGAAACAAUGGUUUACAGUGCCCUGAAAGCUACAGUGCUGAUAAAUAUCAAAAUUUAGCUGAUAUUGUUAAAGAAAACAUUCAGGACCUACCAUGUAAAAGUAAAGAGGGAAGCCAGCAAGAAACAGAACAGGCUUCUGACCCUUUCAUGCAAGACAACCUUGCAUUACAGAACUGUCAAACCUCCCAAUUAAGCAUAAGCAAUGGUGCAACAUCAGAAGACGCAAUUGGAACAGAAAAUAUUAGUGCCAAGUCUGAUAUACCUUCUCAAAGAAACUUACAUGCUGAACACAGGGAAGCUAAAAUUCUUGAUGAUAUAUCAAUGCCAUGUUUGAAUUGUGAGAAAAGACAAGAAGUAGAUAAUGGAAAACAAGCAUCUACCAGUAUGCCACAUAGUCAAGUAGAAAUUGGUGCUCUGAAACAAAAUAAAAAUGGAGUGUGCAUUCUGAAGGAAGAUCAUAUCCAGGAAUCAAGUGGAAGCCUUAAGGAGCCUUAUUCAUCAGUUAUUAAAAAUGGUUAUGAAAUUACUGCCUCAUAUGAUGAAAAAAUAAGUAUUGAUCAAACUUCAAAUAAACCCACAUUGGUUACAGACUCCAAUGACAUUGCUAAAGAUGAAUCAGUGGACUAUGUAGAGGGGUUUGACCUCUCUACUUAUUUAAAGCAAAGUGCGAAAGAUAUAAUGGCCAAGGAUAUAUUAGCAAUGAGAGAGAAUGGUUCAUCUUGCCUAAAGGAAGGUGAAAGAGACAGUGAAGAGAAUAGAGAGGAGCUUGUGGUAUCAGGAAGUGGAAACUGCGAGGGAAAACAGCACCUAAAAGAAUUGCACCCCAAACAACAGCUGUUUCCUGCAUCAGUUGUAUCAGAACCUACAAGAGAUAAAGUUAGUAAAGAGGCUAGUGCUCAUUCCAAGGUGUAUCAUGAUGAAAGUUACAAAUGUGACUUCAACAAUAUGGAGCGUGUUGAAGCUAUCGGAAAAGUAGGGAGCAAGGCUGGUGAAACAGCUUCUGGAGAAGAUACAUGUGUAAUUGGAUCUUCUUCUAGUACUUUAGACACCAGAGAUGAUAGCCAGAAUAGCUCUGAGCAGAAAGCACAUGAAGCAGUGGUCACUCAAAACAGUAGUGUGGGGAAGCCUGCGGAAGAUGACAUUCUAGACCAUGAGCCUACUUUCUCUCAAAAUGGCAUCCAGAUAAAAAUGCAACAAUCGCUAAAAGAUGUGAUGCUUUCUAAUUCUGCCCCAGUCAAUGAUCAGGAGGUUGUUUUUUCUGAAGUGCCUCCUACAUUACCUGAAAGCUUAACAAAAAUACUUAAAGGAAAAAUAAAAGAUGUUUACUGCAAGCAGGAAGAGGAACCUUUAAGUUAUAUUGGCACAAAAGCUUUAAUGCAAAAUUUACUUAAAAUGGUUGAUAGCGCACACUGGGAAAAUGAGGACUCUACCAAAUCUGCUGUCCAACAUACAAGUGAGGAUACUAGAAGUGCCUCAAUGGCUGCUUCGUUGUGCAUACAUGCAAACGAACCUACUUCUACCCCACCUAUUUGGCUUGAUAAUAGAAGUCCUGAUCUCCUCCUUGAUAUACUGAAACAAGACCAUUGCAGUCAAAGAAAUGAGAGCACCCGUGAGACAAUGCACAUGAAGGCCCAGACAGAAAGAGAGCAGGAGAAAAACGCUUCUCAGCAUGGCCAUGCCUUUCCCAUCUCAAGAGAAACUACAAGUUCAUCAGAAUUAAAAGCAGAAACUGCUGGAGAGAGUACUGAAACAUGCAGUAAGGCUCUUGGUUUGAAAGGAUACCCUCAGCCUGAGAAGCCAUACCAGCAACCAAAAAGCUUCUCUGAAACCUUGGAAUCUGGACCAAGACCUGAUUCAGAGAGCAUGAAGCAAUGCUCUUGGUACUUGGAGAAUAUGAGGAGACAUUUGACAGUGGUUCAAGAUAUGAAAUUUCUCUUGGAUGACCUGCAGCCCAUCAGUAAUGACCUGGAAGACCUAAAAAUACAACUUGAGCAGUUAGAGUCAUUUGAAUCAGGGCUUGCUGGCUUUGCUGUUACUCUGCGAAAAGAUAUGAAGUUAGCAGAAGAGUUUCUAAAAUUUCAGCACAAGGAUGUUCCCAGAGCACAGCUUGUGGAUCUAAAAGAAAGCUAUGAAUGUUUGGAGAAGGAUUUCUUUGGGGUCUGUGAAAUGUCUUCAAAUCGAGCAAAGCAAAUAGUCUUGGCAGUAGACUCUGAAAUGGCUAAACUUUCAGUUCUUCAUCAGAAACAUCUAGUCAAGCUUCAGGAGUUUGCAGGUUGGAUUGAGGAGAAGAGUGAAAUAAUGAAUAAUCUCAAAGUGGAUACAUGUGAUAUAGAAGAUGUGAAGCAAAGGUUUCAGUUACUCAAGGACCUGGAAAAAGAGUUUGAAUGUACAAAAAUGCAGUUGGAAUCCACAGCACUUGAUAUUCAGUUCUUCAUUUCUGAGCAUGCCCAAGAUCUUUCCCCAAACCAGAGCAAGCAGCUCUUGAGGCUCUUGAAUACCACACAGAAGCGCUUCCAGGAAAUGCAAGAGACAAUAAGAUCCCAAGUCGACCAUUUUGAAACUCUCUUACAGACAGAACAAGUUCUUGUUGACCAGAAGGUUUCAAGCCAUUCAGAGAUUUGGAUUUUCACACGCAUAAUGCAUGGCCAGACUUCUGCUGGGCGGUUCCAUCCAAACCUGGUCUCUUUACUUACAGCAUUUGACUUGGCAGACCAGCACCAGGAUUUCACAGAAAAAUUACAGGAUAUAUGUGACCUUCUCACACAGACGGAAAACCAGCUGAUCGGCCACAAAGAAGCACUUGCUAUUGAAGAUACCAAGGCAGAAUUGCAGCAAUACCAGAUCAAACAGGAGGAGCUACAGAAAGAUAUGCAAGCAAAUACACAGGCACUGGCAGAAAUUGUGAAAAAUACGGAGAUGUUUUUGAAAGAAAAUGGAGAAAAGCUGCGACAAGAAGACAAGACUGCUCUUGAAAAGAAGCUUAAUGAAGCCAAGACCAAGUGUUUGCUGCUUAGCCAGAAGGCAGAAGAGUCCAGGAAACAGCUGGAUAAAGCCGUGACAACAGCUAUUAAGCAAGAAACAGAAAAGGUUGCAGCUAGAGAACAGCUAGAGGAGAGUAAAAGCACAAUAGAGAACCUUCUGGACUGGUUGUCAAAGGUCGACAAGGAUGCUGAACAUGGGGGCAAGAAAGGCAAGCCAGCGAUUAAACAGAAUGGCAACCAUUUCCAAGAAGGAGAGGUGGAAGAGUUGGCUGGAGAAGACGAUGAAGUCAAUGGCAACUUGAUGGAAAUCCAACAACAGAAUGAAACUCACGUGGAUGGACAACUGAAGCCCUCAGAAGAUAAUCUCAACAUGCAAUAUCAGAAAGCCAAGGCUCAGCAUGAGAAAAUUAUUUCCCAGCAGCAAGCUGUCAUAAUAGCUACACAGUCAACCCAAGCCCUGCUUGAGAAGCAAGGACACCAUCUUUCUCCAGAGGAAAAGGAGAAGAUUCAAAGGAAUAUGAAGGAACUGAAGGUGCAGUAUGAAACUGCCUUAGCAGAGUCGGAGCAGAAGCUGAAGUUGACUCGCUCUUUGCAGGAGGAGCUUGAGAAGUUUGAUGCGGACUAUGGCGAGUUUGAAAGCUGGCUCCAGCAGGGAGAGCAAGAACUUGAUAACCUGGAAACAGGUGCAUCUGACUUUAAUGGGAUUAUCAUCAAACUGAAAAGGCAGAAGAGUUUUUCGGAAGAUGUCAUUUCUCACAAAGGGGACUUGCGGUACAUCACCAUUUCUGGACAGAGAGUAUUGGAUGCUGCUAAAUCGUGUAAUAAAAGAGAAGGUGUCAAAUAUGACAAGGAAGGUAUUGAUACUUCUUCAACUUACAUUGAGGUACAGAAUAAGCUGGAUAGUGCAACUGGUCGCUUCAAAUCUCUCUACUCAAAGUGCAGUAUCCUUGGAAAUAACCUCAAAGAUCUGGUAGAUAAAUACCAGAAUUAUGAGGACACCUCAUCUGGGCUUCUGACGGGACUUCAAGCCUCUGAGGAAGCUGUGAAUAAACAGUUGUCUGAGGCAGUUGCUGUAGAUCCAAAAAAUCUCCAGAGACAACUGGAAGAAACCAAGGUGCUUCAGGGGCAGGUGUCCGGUCACCAGGUUGCUGUAGAGAAACUGAAAAAAGCUGCCGAAGUGCUUUUUGACACCAGGGGAGAGUUACUGCCAGACAAAGAUGAAAUCCAGAAUACCCUGGAUACAAUUGUGGAUAAGUAUAAUCACUUAUCCAAAGCAGUGAAUGACCGGAAUGAGAAACUUCAGAUCACUCUGACACGUUCAUUAAGCGUCCAGGAUGGAUUGGAUGAAAUGCUUGAUUGGAUGAAUGGUGUUGAGAAGAGUCUUGAGGAGCAAGGUCAAGUGCCUUUGAAUUCUUCUGUAAUUCAGGAUGUCAUUAGUAAAAGUAUGGCUCUAGAACAAGACAUUGUGGGUCGGCAAAGUAGCCUAAAUGCCAUGAAAGAAAAGUUGAACAAAUUCAUGGAAACAACAGACCCAUCUACUGCAUCUUCUUUACAAGCUAAAAUGAACGAACUUUCUCAGCGGUUUUGUGAAGCAAAUAAUAAACACAGGAAAAAACUCAAAAAGUUGGAGGGAUUGAAGACCAAAGUGGAGCUGUUUGAGUGCCUCACUGAUAAACUCCAGUCAUUCUUGGACAAGAAAACUCAGGCUCUCGGCGAGGCUGACAUCCCAGGAAAAGACGUUACUGAGAUGUCCUUAUAUGUGCAGGAAACCAACACUGAACUGAUGGAGCAGAAAAAAGAUCUUGAAAAUUUGCAACACCUCAUUGAAGAACUCUCUCCUCAUGCUCUUCCUGGAGACAGGUCAUUAGUGUUAGAAAAAGUAAAUGCCUUGUCAAAGAAAUUCAAGGAAAUGGAAGAGACUAUACGAGAAAAAGAAGAGGAUGUGUCCUCUUGCCAAAAGCAGAUGGAUGAGUUCAAUCUUCAUGUAGAAUCUUUGAAGAAAUGGGUAGAUGAGAUGACGGAAAGAAUUCCAGCUAUCCAGCCCUCUUUGAAUGUGGAGAAUUUAAACAAACAUUUGCAGAACACCAAGCAUUUGGAGGAGGAAUGGAGUUCGAAGGCACCUGACAUUCAGAAAAUGAUUAGCAGAGGAACAGCAUUAUGCAACCUAAUUAGUGCUGUGACCUCCCCUGCAAGGUCAAGGGGAGUAAAAUCAGCUGUAAGUGGAACAGUAUUAAAUGGUGAAGGAGUAGCUACAGAUACCCAGGGAUUCCUAACAAACAAAGAAGUGACCACUGUCCAACACAACAUGUCAACUGUAAGCCAUAGUUAUGAUGAUUUGGGAGCUAUACUGAAGGAAAAAAGAUCAGAACUGGAAUCCACUCUUUCAAAUAUGCAAAACAUUCAAAGAGAAUCAAAUUCAAUGAUGGAAUGGUUACAGAAUAUGGACACUGCUGCAGCCAAAUGGGAAGCAACUCUUAUUGACAGUGAGGCUGUUAAAGAGCAAGUCGAUCAACACAAGCUAUUUGAAACAGAAUUGAAACAGAAUGAGAAUAAAGUGCAAGAACUGAAGGAUAGAGUGACAGAGCUAUUGGAGAAGAACCCAGACUCUCCUGAGGCACCGAAAUGGAAACAGAUGUUGGAUAAAAUAGAUUCCAAAUGGAGGGAACUCAGCCAGGUAACAGCUGACAGACAGAAAAAACUGGAAGAGUCAUCAAAUUACCUGACCCAGUUCCAGGCAACCGAGGCUCAGUUAAAACAGUGGCUGGUAGAAAAAGAAUUAAUGGUCAGCGUGCUUGGACCACUGUCAAUUGAUCCAAAUAUGUUGAACACGCAGAAGCAGCAAGUUCAGAUUCUGCUCAAUGAGUUUGACACUCGAAAACCCCAAUAUGAGCAGCUGAAUACAGCAGGACAAGCGAUAAUGAAGAGACCAGGUGAACACCCACCUUCUCACAAAAUGGUGAAGCAGCAACUGGCUGCUGUGGCGCAGAAAUGGGAUGGCUUAACUGGACAGCUGAGUGACCGAUGCAACCGAAUCGAUCAAGCCAUUGUGAAAAGCACAGAAUAUCAAAGCUGCCUGAAAAGCCUUUCUGAGAAGCUUAGUGUCUUGGAUGAUAAACUCAACAGCAGCCUGGCUAUAAGUACAGACCCUGAUUCUGUGAAGCGGCAACUGGAAGUGGCCAGAGAAGUGAAAGAAGAAAUUGAACGGGAAAUGCCAAAGAGAAAGGCUGCUCAAGCUCUGUGCGAGGAAUUGUCCGCACUGGUGGCAGAAGAUUACUUGAAAGCUGAACUAGCUAGGCAAUUGGAUGGCAUCUUAAAACCCUUUCACGAUAUGGAACAAAAAGCAGGCAAUCACAUUGAGCAACUUCAGUCAACUUACGUUAGUUCUCAUCAGUUCCAGCAAAUGUCUAAGGACUUUCAGGCCUGGUUGGACAAAAAGAAGGAAGAACAGAAUCAGCCUUGUCCCAUCUCUACCAAGCUGGAGUCUCUGUGGACAUUAAUUGAUGAUCAGAAAGAGUUCAAGGCUGCCUUGUCUGACCAGACUGGUUCUUAUGAAAAAAUCAUCACAGAAGGCGAAAGUUUACUCCAAAAGACUCAGGGAGCAGAAAAGGCUGAGCUGCAGGCCCAGCUGAACUUGCUCAGAGGUAACUGGGAUGAAAUGAACAAGCAAGUUAAAGAAAGGCAAGAUAAAUUGAAUGAUUGUUUGGAAAAAGCCCUUAGAUACAGAGAGCAUGUAGAAAACCUACAACCCUGGAUAGCGAAAUGCCAAAACAAUACCUCUCAAAUAGAAAUGAGCAUAGAUCCUGUUCGGCUAGAGAAUUCCAUCGCUCAGGUGAAGAGCUGGCAGAAGGACCUAGACAAACACCAAGGGUUGGUGGAGCUAUUAAGUAAUGCAGCUGAGACAUUACUCAGUGCCUGUCAGGCAGACAAAGAGAUUAUUGAAGAGGAGAAGGCACUGCUGAUCCAGAACAUGGAUAUAGUCACAGAACAACUGCAUGCUAAGAGAGAUGGUCUGGAAAAGAUGUCUCAGAGACUGAAAGAGUUUCAAGAGUCAUCAAAGGACGUUGAAGAGCAGCUGAAGAAUGCCAGAGAACAGCUGGAAACACACGAUUCUCUCAAACCCCAGACUUACAGUAACAAACACUUGACGAUUAUGCAGGCUCAGCAGAAAACACUCCAGGCCUUGAAGGCUCAAGUGGACCUUACAAAAAAGCUUGCCCAAGAACUGGUGGCAGAUGCUUCAGAUUCAUCAGGUGUCUCUGACCUCUUGUUGCAGGCAGAAACGUUAGAAGAAGAAUUCAGCACCAUCAGUCAGCAGGUUGAAGAUAAAUGUUCAUUCCUGGAGACUAAACUCCAGGGAAUUGGCCAUUUCCAAAACAGCAUCCGAGAGAUGUUUUCUCAGUUUGCAGAGUUUGACGAUGAAUUGGACAGCAUGGAUUCUGUGGGUAGGGAUCUUGUCACACUGCAGUCACAGCGAAAGGAUAUAAAAACUUUCCUGAAAAAGUUGGAGGAACUCAUAACCAGUAAUGAAAAUGCAAAUAAUACCUGCAAAAUGAUGCUAGCAAAUGAAGCUGAAGCUUCUCCAGAUCUUGCAGGUAUAAAAAGGGACUUGGAGGCUUUAAAUAAGCAGUGCAACAAGUUGCUAGACAGAGCAAAAGCCAGAGAUGAACAGAUUGAAGGGACUAUUAGCCGCGUUGAAGAGUUCUACAGUAAACUAAAGGGGUUUUCUAAACUGCUUGGGGAAGUUGAAGAGCAUGAAGAGUCCCAGGGUUCUGUUGGAAUGGAAAUUGAGACGAUAAAUCAGCAGCUGAACGUAUUUAAGGUAUUCGAGAAGGAAAAGAUUGAACCACUGCAGGUUAAGCAACAGGAGGUAAAUUGGCUGGGUCAAGGCCUUAUUCAGAGUGCUGCUAAAAAUGCUAGUACUGAUAACCUUGAGCGUGAUCUUGAGGAUGUUAACACAAGAUGGAAAACUCUCAACAAAAAGGUUGCUCAAAGAGCAGCCCAGUUGCAAGAGGCACUGCUCCACUGUGGGAGGUUUCAAGAUGCUGUCGAAUCUAUCCUUAGCUGGCUUAUUGACACAGAAGACCUUGUGGCUAAUCAGAAGCCUCCAUCUGCUGAGUUCAAAGUUGUGAAGGCCCAAAUACAGGAACAGAAACUUCUCCAGAGAUUGCUGGAUGACCGCAGACCCACUGUUGAACUAAUCAAGCGUGAAGGGGAGAAAAUUGCAGAGUCAGCAGAGCCCGCUGAUAAAGAGAAGAUCUUGAAACAGCUGAGCCUCCUGGAUAGCAGAUGGGAUGCACUGCUUGAUAAAGCAGAAACAAGGAAUCGUCAGUUGGAAGGUAUCUCAGCUGUAGCACAGCAAUUCCAUGAAACUUUAGAACCACUGGUUGAGUGGCUAACCAUCACUGAAAAGAGGCUUUCAAAUUCAGAACCCAUUGGAACACAGGCUUCCAAACUACAACAGCAGAUUUCUCAACAUAAAGCCUUUGAGGAAGACAUCGCCACUCGCAACAAAAAUUUGGAGCAAGCUAUUAAUAUUGGUCAGGCUUUAAAGGCAUUGAGCUCCAAGGAAGAUAAGGAAAUGGUGCAGGAGAAACUAGAUUCUUCAGAAGCCCAAUACACUGAGAUUCGAGAGAAAAGUGGCAGUAGGGCUCAGCUUCUGCAGCAAGCCUAUUGCAAUGCUCAGAUUUUUGGAGAGGAUGAAGUUGAAUUGAUGAAUUGGCUGAAUGAAGUACAUGAGAAACUGAGCAAACUGGCAGUCCAAGACUACAAUACUGACUUGCUUGUGAAACAACAAACUGAAAUGCUGGCUCUCCAAGAAGAGAUUCUGCUCAGAAAGCAAAAUGUUGAUCAGGCUAUACAAAAUGGUUUGGAGCUUCUCAAACAAACAACAGGUGAUGAAGUUGUCAUAAUUCAGGAUAAAUUGGAAGGCAUUAAAACAAGGUACAAGGACAUAACUAAGCUGAGUUCUGAUGUGUCCAAGACUUUAGAACAGGCUCUACAGCUUUCUGGUCAGCUGCAGUCAGCUCAUGAGAAACUCUGCACUUGGCUGGAUAAAGUUGAGGUGGAAUUACAGUCGUACGAAGCGCAGGUCCCCAAAGGUGAAGAGUUAAGUCAAGCGCAAGAAAGACAAAAGGCACUGAAAAAAGAAGCAAAAGAUAAUAAAAGUUUACUGGACACUCUUAACGAAGUCAGCAGUGCUUUGCUUGAACUGGUGCCAUGGAGAGCAAGGGAAGGGAUAGACAAAAUGAUCACAGAAGACAACGAACGGUACAGAUUAGUGAGUGACACUAUAACUCAGAAAGUGGAAGAAAUUGAUGCUGCCAUUUUCAGAUCGCAGCAGUUUGAUCAAGCAGCCGACACUGAAUUAGCCUGGGUUGAGGAAACAGAAAAUAAACUGAUGUCUCUGGGUGACAUUAGGCUUGAACGUGACCAGACCAUUGCUCAGCUACAAGUUCAAAAGGCAUUUACCAUGGAGAUUUUGAAACACAAGGAUACAAUAGAAGAGCUUGUUGCAUCUGGGGAUGAGAUUAUGAAGACAUGCACGGAAGAGGACAAACAAACCAUGAAGAAGAAGCUGGAAGACCUCUUGCAGAAGUAUAAUACACUCUGUCAAAUGAACUCUAAGAGGAACCUGCAGCUAGAAAGAGCUCAGUCUCUAGCCAGUCAGUUCUGGGAGACUUAUGAAGAGAUUUGGCCAUGGCUAACGGAAACACAAACAGUAAUAUCACAGCUUCCAGCACCAGCUCUUGAAUAUGAAACCCUAAAGCAACAACAAGAAGAGCACCGGCAACUGCGAGAGUUGAUUGCUGAACACAAGCCUCAUAUAGAUAAGAUGAAUAAAACUGGACCUCAGCUUCUGGAGCUGAGCCCGCGAGAAGGUUUUUCAAUCCAAGAGAAGUAUGUAGCAGCUGAUGCCCUUUAUAGUCGAAUUAAAGAAGAUGUCAAAAAGCGAGCUCAGGCACUGGACGAAGCCAUUUCUCAGUCUACCCAGUUCCAUGACAAGAUAGAUUCGACCACUGAGAGCCUAGAACGCAUUGUUGAACGUUUGAGGCAACCGCCUUCCAUCUCAGCUGAGGUUGAGAAGAUUAAAGAACAGAUCGGUGAAAAUAAGAACGUGUCUGUCGACCUUGAAAAACUUCAGCCGGUCUAUGAAACCCUCAAGCAGCGCGGGGAGGAGAUGAUUGCCCGUUCAGAAGGCGCUGAUAAGGACAUCUCUGCUAAAGUGGUUCAGGAUAAGUUGGAUCAAAUGGUCUUGAUGUGGGAAGACAUCCAUACCCUGGCUGAGGAAAGGGAGGCCAAAUUGCUUGAUGCAAUGGAAUUAGCAGAGAAGUUCUGGUGUGAUCAUAUGGCUCUCAUAGCCACUAUUAAGGAUACUCAGGAUUUUAUCAGAGAACUAGAAGGAGCUGGAAUUGAUCCUUCAGUGGUAAAGCAACAGCAAGAAGCAGCAGAGACCAUUAAAGAAGAGAUAGAUGGGUUACAAGAAGACUUAGAUGUAGUGGUAAGCCUUGGCUCUGAACUGAUAGCAGCAUGUGGAGAACCUGACAAACCAUUAGUCAACAAGAGCAUAGAUGAGCUAAAUUCUGCUUGGGAUGCUUUAAAUAAAGCAUGGAAAGAACGUGUUGACAAGCUUGAGGAAGCAAUGCAAGCGGCUGUUCAGUAUCAAGAUGGAUUGCAGGCCAUAUUUGACUGGGUGGAUAUCGCUGGCAGUAAAUUAGCUGCGAUGUCACCAGUUGGAACAGACCUAGAAACAGUAAAACAACAGACAGAAGAAAUGAAGCAAUUUAAGAAAGAAGCCUAUCAGCAGCAGAUUGAAAUGGAACGGCUGAACCACCAAGCAGAGCUGUUGUUGAAGAAAGUGACAGAGGAGAGUGAUAAGCACACCGUACAAGACCCCUUGUCUGAACUUAAGCUGUUGUGGGAAAGUCUGGAGGAUAAAAUCGUUAGCCGCCAGCAUAAGCUGGAAGGCGCUUUGUUGGCUUUGGGGCAGUUCCAACAUGCCCUGGAUGAGUUGCUCGCAUGGCUCACCCAUACAGAGGACCUGCUGAAUGAACAGAAACCUGUGGGUGGUGACCCCAAGGCUAUUGAAAUUGAGCUGGCCAAACAUCAUGUGCUGCAAAAUGAUGUCUUGGCUCACCAGUCCACUGUGGAAACAGUUAAGAAAGCAGGAAAUGACCUUAUUCAGUCAAGUGCUGUUGAAGAAGCGAGCAAUCUGCAAAGCAAGCUGGAACUUCUGAAUCAGCGAUGGCAAAAUGUCUUGGAAAAAACAGAAAAGAGGAAGCUGCAGCUGGACAGUGCUUUGAUCCAGGCCCAAGGUUUCCAUGGUGAAGUUGAAGAUCUGCAACAAUGGCUGACAGAAACGGAGCGUCAGCUUUUGGCAUCGAAACCAGUUGGUGGUUUACCAGAGACUGCAAGAGAACAGCUUAAUAUCCAUAUGGAACUCUGUGCUGCCUUUGAAGCUAAAGAAGAAACAUACAAGUGUCUGAUGCAAAAGGGCCUACAGAUGCUUGCAAGAUGCCUAGAGACUAUUGAAACAAAUGUUGAGCAGGACAUAAAUAAUCUUAAAGAGAAAUGGGAAUCGGUGGAAACAAAGCUGAGUGAAAGAAAAAUCAAACUGGAAGAAGCUCUCAAUUUGGCAAUGGAGUUCCACAACUCACUGCAGGACUUCAUCAACUGGCUUACUCAAGCUGAGCAAACCUUGACAGUAGCUUCUCGGCCAAGUCUUAUCUUGGAUACUGUCUUAUUUCAAAUUGAUGAACACAAGGUCUUUGCCAAUGAAGUGAAUGCCCACCGUGACCAGAUUAUUGAGCUGGACAAAACUGGAACACAUUUGAAAUACUUCAGCCAGAAACAGGACGUUGUCCUCAUUAAAAAUCUGCUGAUCAGUGUCCAGAGUAGAUGGGAAAAAGUAGUUCAGCGCUUAGUGGAAAGAGGAAGAGCUUUGGAUGAUGCAAGGAAGCGUGCCAAGCAGUUCCAUGAAGCCUGGAACAAACUUACUGAAUGGCUGGAUGAUUCAGAAAAGACUCUGGAUGCAGAGCUUGAAAUUGCAAAUGAUCCAGACAAAAUUAAGAUGCAGCUUGCCCAGCAUAAGGAGUUCCAGAAGGCUCUUGGAGCUAAACAUUCUGUGUAUGACACCACAAAUAGAAGUGGACGUGCUUUGAAAGAAAAAACUUCCCUAGCUGAUGACAAUCUGAAACUGGAUGAUAUGCUGAGUGAACUCAGAGACAAAUGGGAUACAGUAUGUGGGAAAUCUGUAGAAAGACAAAACAAACUGGAAGAAGCGCUGCUGUUUUCUGGGCAAUUUACUGAUGCUCUUCAAGCUCUCAUAGAUUGGCUGUACAAAGUGGAACCGCAGCUGGCCGAAGAUCAGCCUGUGCACGGAGACAUUGAUUUAGUGAUGAACUUAAUAGAUAAUCACAAAGCCUUCCAGAAGGAACUGGGGAAAAGGACAGGCAGCGUCCAGGCACUGAAACGCUCUGCUCGUGAACUGAUAGAAGGUAGUCGUGAUGAUUCCUCCUGGGUUAAGGUCCAGAUGCAGGAGCUGGGCACUCGGUGGGAGACGGUGUGUGCAUUGUCCGUCUCCAAGCAAACACGACUGGAACAAGCCCUCCACCAGGCGGAAGAAUUCCACUCAGUUGUGCACGUUCUUCUGGAAUGGCUGGCUGAGGCUGAACAGGCCCUUCGUUUCCAUGGCAAUCUCCCAGAUGAUGAAGAGUCUCUGCGUACUCUAAUAGAUCAGCAUCGGGAAUUCAUGAGAAAACUGGAAGAAAAAAAGGCUGAACUAACGAAAGCCACAGGUAUGGGAGAAGCCAUCCUGGCUAUCUGCCACCCAGACUCCAUCACUACCAUCAAGCACUGGAUAACAAUCAUCAGAGCAAGGUUUGAAGAGGUGUUAGCAUGGGCAAAGCAACAUCAGCAGAGAUUGGCAGGGGCCCUGGCUGCACUUAUUGCUAAUCAAGAGCUGUUGGAAGCAUUAUUGACCUGGUUGCAGUGGGCAGAGACGACACUUAGUGAAAAAGACAAGGAAGUCAUUCCUCAGGAGAUUGAUGAUGUUAAGGCACUCAUAGCUGAGCAUCAGACAUUCAUGGAGGAAAUGACCAGAAAACAGCCUGAUGUGGAUAAGGUUACUAAGACACAUAAAAGGAAAGCAGCUGAAUCUGGUCCAAUUCAUUCUCAUAUUCCUGUACUGGAUAAAGGAAGAGGAGGAAGAAAGCGUUCCCCAACACCAAGCAUGUAUCCCUCAGGUGCACAGGCUCAGAUUGAAACCAAGAAUCCACGGGUGAACCUCUUGGUCAGCAAAUGGCAGCAAGUCUGGCUUCUGGCUCUGGAAAGAAGAAGGAAACUUAAUGAUGCUUUAGACCGAUUAGAGGAGCUGAAAGAAUUUGCCAACUUUGAUUUUGAUAUUUGGCGGAAGAAGUAUAUGCGUUGGAUGAACCAUAAGAAAUCUCGAGUCAUGGACUUCUUUAGGAGGAUAGAUAAAGAUCAGGAUGGAAAGAUAACCAGACAGGAAUUUAUUGAUGGGAUUCUUUCUUCAAAAUUUCCUACUAGUCGAUUGGAAAUGAGUGCAGUAGCGGAUAUCUUUGACAGAGAUGGUGAUGGCUAUAUUGACUACUAUGAGUUUGUAGCAGCACUUCAUCCGAACAAAGAUGCAUACAAGCCUCUGACAGAUGCUGACAAAAUUGAAGAUGAGGUGACAAGGCAGGUAGCAAAAUGUAAAUGCGCAAAGCGAUUCCAAGUGGAGCAGAUUGGUGAUAACAAGUACAGAUUCUUCCUGGGAAAUCAGUUUGGUGACUCCCAGCAACUCCGUCUUGUCCGCAUUCUGCGGAGCACUGUUAUGGUUCGAGUUGGAGGCGGAUGGAUGGCACUUGAUGAGUUCUUAGUGAAAAAUGAUCCUUGCAGAGUUCAUCAUCAUGGGAGUAAAAUGUUACGUUCGGAAUCAAACUCUUCAAUUACCACUCAGCCUACUAUAGCUAAAGGGAGGACGAACAUGGAGCUACGUGAGAAAUUCAUUUUGGCAGACGGAGCUAGCCAAAGCAUGGCUGCCUUCCGACAAAGGGGACGCAGAUCACGACCUUCUUCAAGGGGUGCUUCACCCAACAGAUCCAUGUCUGUGUCAAAUCCACCUGCUCAAGGAGCUCCAACAUCAGCUCUUGCUGCCAGCACACCCAAGACACCCCAUCAUUUAACACGCAACUAUGGUAAACCAUGGUUGAUAAACAGCAAAACAUCAUCUCCUUGUAAACCUCCAGAGUGCUCUGAAUAUCAAGUGUCAUCCACAGAGGGGACUCCAAUACAAGGGAGUAAACUUAGAUUGCCAGGAUAUCUGUCUGGGAAGGGUUUCCAUUCUGGAGAAGACAGCAGCCUCAUUUCAACAGCAGCUACAAGAGUCAGGGCACAUUUUGCAGACACCAGAAAAACACCAAGCAGACCUGGAAGUCGAGCAGGAAGCAAGGCUGGCAGCAGAGCAAGCAGCCGCCGGGGCAGUGACGCAUCUGAUUUUGACAUUUCAGAAAUUCAGUCUGUGUGCUCAGAUGUAUCAGAGACUGUUCAUACCCCAAUUAGGCCAACACCCCGACCCAAUUCUCGCUCAGCAUCUGGAAAACCUUCCAAAAUUCCAACUCCACAAAGAAAGUCGCCGGCCAGCAAAUUAGACAAGUCCUCCAAGAGAUAGUGUGGUCGGCUCUGUCAAGACCACCUUUUUCCUGUGCAUUAAAUAUUUAAGUUUUUAAGAUGUAAAAUAUUCUGUAGAAAUUAUUGUGAAAUAUUACGAGAGUUGGAUUUUUAAUUUUGCAGAUGGCCUUAUUUGUGUAUUUGUCUUGUUUAUUUUAUGUGUAUGAUUUUUGUCAAAUUUUGUUUCGUUUAUGCCAUAUCAUAUGUGAAAAGGAGAAAGUUUUUUUUCAAUGUAACUAACGGUUGUUUGCAGUAAUGUGUAGAGAGAUCACUAAAAGCAAUUACUGAAUGUACAAUUGUCUUUGCGUCCUAAGUCAACAAGGCCUGUCACUUCAUCAUUAGAUUAACAGUAAAGGAUACCUCACAACUUUGUCUUAAUACAAAUGAAAAAGACAACAGUCAACAUUAUGCAUUUUGAACUAACGCAGUGGACUCGAAGAGGCAUGUGGCAGGGAUACUAAGAAACAAAAGACACAGUUCAUACUGCAGUUAAUCAAACAUUAUCGUACAGAGAAUUCACAGAGAGAGUUACUUAAAGAGCACUUGCCAGUACUUCAGUACUCCAAUAUUUUGCAGCAUUUUCUGUGCCAUUGCUUUAAAGGCCAGACACCAUCUGGAAUCUAGAAUUAUUACACUUGUAUCAGAAUGCCAGUAUAAUCUGCAUUCACGUCAGCGUGAGGUUUUCUUUUGCUUGAGUGGAUGAUAGCACUGUAUCAUUGGACUCAUUUUAUAUCAAAGCAGUUUUGCUUGCAGAAAGAAAAGGAAAAAAAUUAUGAAAUAAAGCUUGUCCCUUCUC